ACCAACGAAUGGAAUGGUCCGUAGUCAAAAUGGCGGUCAUAGACGAAUUAGUAAAGGUAACUUGGUGACCUCGUACACUUUGGAGCAGAAUGGGAACUCCAGAAAUAGACAAUGUGAUCGAACGGUGUCUCCAGAAGCAGGAAGCUGUCCUGAACUUAAGUCACCGAGAUAUCAGCGUCCUGCCACCAACGGUACGUCAGGUGACACAUGUCAGACGACUCCUUCUCAACAACAACAAACUUCUUAUGCCGCCCACCGAACUCUUGGCUUUGCAGCAACUUGAAGAACUGACUUUGGACUGUAACAGCCUGACUCUGCUUCCGACUGGAAUAGGUGAACUCAGCACACUGACUUACCUGAGCCUGAGCAACAACAGUUUGGGCUUUCUUCCCGGAGAAAUAGGGAGGCUGCAAGAUUUAACCCAACUGUGGAUAGCUGACACCAAACUGAUGGGCCUUCCACCAGAAAUCGGUCUACUCCAGAAGCUGGAAAAACUCAGCGCCAAGAACAACCAAAUAUCUUCUCUCCCAGAUGAGUUGUGUAACCUGUCUAAGUUGUCUUGGCUAAAUCUGGCCCAGAACCAACUCGACAGGCUUCCUGACAGUUUCUCCAGGUUACAGAACUUGUCUUACCUGAAUGUGGAUGGGAACAGGUUUGCAGAGGUGCCAGCUGGUCUGGGGGAGAACCCUGCCCUGUCCUCCCUGAGUAUGAGGAAAAACAUGAUCUCCUCUCUACCUGAUGAUCUUCUGCUAAGUCUGAACAAGCUGUGUAAGAUUGACCUCAGGGAAAACCCUCUCCAGGAAAGACCUGCACACUGGAAGGGUUUGGACUUCAUUCUGCUGGGUCCAGACCACACCGGAGCAGGAGAUGGGCCAGGAACCAGCACAGAGUCUGAGGACACAGACAGCAGUGGGGACAGCACAGAAGAUGGGGAGACUCAGUAACAGAGCGCACCCAAGGAAACUAGGCAGUCUCAACUUGUACACUUUGAGCCUUGCAAUUUUAGAUAAUUCAGUCAUGUAUAGAUUGAAUAUAGUACAUGUGGGUGAGAUAUAAAUGUAUAUCAUCACUAAAUGUACAUUUCUACAGUACAAGGCGAUUGCCCAGGAACUUUUACCAGCAACUUUCCUGCUCAGUAAAGAGAGACAUUGUAAUUUGUUUAAUUUCAUGUGUUGCAAUGUGUGUGUGCAUAAACACAAUUUGGUUCUCUUUCUUGCUGUAUAUGAUUCUACCUUUUGAUCACUAAAUGUUAUAUUUGGGUAUAAUACUGAGCAUGAGAAAGGCAAGAGGUCAUGUAUUUUACUGACAAAUCCCCUCAAACCACUUGUGAAUCUGUAUUACUAACAAUCUAGCCUGGGAUGAAUCCCAAACCCAGUUUCAAUAGGAUAUUUGCAUGUAACAUCACAACAUGGCAGAUGUCACAUGAAUGCAAUGAAUGUAUAUACUACCUGACACCAAAGAUGGAAGCAAACAUACUAAGGGCAAUUUUUGUUUUCUCUGCUUAAGAUAUAACAAAACUCUAUAUUUACACUAUCUGAAGUCAUCAGGCUCCACAAAUAAAAGGUCCACAAACAAAUCUUUACUGUCACUUGUAUGACAAGUAUUUCUUUAUUUGUUAUCCUGUACAGCAUAAAUUUCUCCAAUUGCAACAACUUUCUUAUGUGGAAGUGAAACAGCAAAUACAUGUACAUUUCAUUUGAUGUACUAUCUGGCUCUAUGUGU
Messenger RNA from Branchiostoma belcheri (Belcher's lancelet), 1722 nucleotides. RefSeq names its product leucine-rich repeat-containing protein 57-like. The coding region runs from base 90 to 944 and encodes 284 amino acids. The record is from RefSeq and is a predicted model, not a curated record. Lineage: Eukaryota; Metazoa; Chordata; Leptocardii; Amphioxiformes; Branchiostomatidae. Gene Ontology annotation, molecular function: protein binding. The transcript is spliced from 3 exons.